AUGUCCCACCUGAAGGGCGGCCUGUCUCUUCAAUCUGGGCUCAGUGUCUUGGUUUUCCAUCACACUGUUGUCGAACUCCUUCUAACACACACCUGUGCAGGUCAGUCUCAGCUGAUUGGUCCUCCUCAGCCAACAGUGGCAACAGUUGGUGAUGAUGUCAUCCUGCUGUGCCACCUGGAACCUGCUGUGGAUGCUGUUGGCAUCACAGUGGAGUGGACAAGACCUGACCUGGACCAGAGAAUUGUCCUUUUGUGGCAUCACGGUUGGGAACAUGAGCAUAAAAAACAUCCAUCCUAUGAGGGCAGAACGUCUCUGUCUUUGGGCAAACUGACACAGGGAGACGUUUCACUGAAACUCUCUAAAGUGAAACUCUCUGAUGAAGGAAAAUACAGAUGCUCCAUCCCUUCAUUGGGCAAAGAAUCUAUAGCUGACCUUGUUGUUGGUGCUGCCUCCUCUCUUGCCAUCACCGUGAGCAAAAACAGCAGUGGAGUGGUUUUAGAGUGUGAAAGUAAAGGCUGGUACCCAGAGCCUGAGCUGUUUUGGCUGGACGCUGAGGGAAAGCUCCUCUCUGCUGGAGCUCCAGAGACAGUCAGAGGUCCUGAUGGCCUCUAUACUGUCAGCAGCAGAGUGACUGUGGAGAAGAGCCACAGCAACAGCUUCACCUGCAGGGUUCAGCAGCUCAGCAUCAACCAGAGCAGGGACACACACAUCUACUUUUCAGAUGAUUUCUUCGUGGAUACAAGAGACAGUCCUGCUCUCAUUGCCAUUGUCUUUCCUGUCAUCUUUGUCUUCUCGUACUCCCAGUUUGCUCAGGUAAACUGGACCAGUUCAGACCUGAAGGAGCAGUGGUGA
Myripristis murdjan (pinecone soldierfish) is the source of this 852-nucleotide messenger RNA. RefSeq names its product butyrophilin subfamily 3 member A2-like. The record is from RefSeq and is a predicted model, not a curated record. Gene Ontology annotation, molecular function: signaling receptor binding. The coding region runs from base 1 to 852 and encodes 283 amino acids. Lineage: Eukaryota; Metazoa; Chordata; Actinopteri; Holocentriformes; Holocentridae. Gene Ontology annotation, cellular component: external side of plasma membrane. Gene Ontology annotation, biological process: T cell receptor signaling pathway; regulation of cytokine production. The transcript has 5 exons.